AUGGAUUUUCCUUCUCUUCCAUCCGAGCAGGACCCAGGUUAUUUGGUUCUUCCUUCCACCCUGAGACCACCGGAGGCACAUUCUGAAGACGAUCGCGACUUUUCUGAUGCUACUUUAGAGUGCAUACGGCAUAUGCUCAUGGAAGAGGACACGGAGCAGCGAUCGGGCGCGUUCCUCGACCCUUUGGCUCUUAGAGAUGCCGAGAGAUCGUUCUACGAAGUUCUGGGUAUUAAAUAUCCUCCCUCUCCCUCUCCCAACCAACGACCUAUUCUUCGCAACCCUGAUGAUGAUGGCAGCACUGCCACUAAUGGUGCUUGCGACUCUGCUUUUCAGUCCACUUCAAAAAUGCCCUUCAGCUUUCCCGACGGCAAAAAUGGGAGUUCUUGUGCGACGACAUGCUCUUCUGUAAGCACACUUCUUUUUCCGAAUAUUUCUUGUGUGGUUGAGUCCACAAAGUUGCAGUUUAGAAAAGGGGUACAGGAAGCUAGUAAAUGUCUUCCAUUCGAGAAUCAUUCAGCAGUCGAUUCUGGGACCCGUAGGCUGCCUGCGGUGUCGCAGGAUUAUACUUCAGAGGUGGGAGAGGGGGAUCGCAUGCGCACUGGUACGGAAGGAAGGAAAGAGCCGCAGAGGAGGGAUGCAGAUAUUGAAGAGGCGAGGAGUAAAAAGCAGUCAACGUUCCGUGGGGAAGAGGAAGAUGAGUUGUCUGAGAUGUUUGAUAGAGUUCUCCUCUGUUUUGAGGACCCGAAGAAGCCUGUCGUGUGUGCUUCUAGGAAAGUUCUACAGAAUGGACCCACAUCUGGAUUAAGUUCCAGGAAGGAAAAACAAAAUAGAAUGGAGGGCGGGCAUUUGAGGAAACUCCUUACUCUCUGUGCACGAGCUAUUGCGGUUGAUGAUCACUGGAGUGUGAUUACACAUUUAAAUGAGAUUAGGCAGCACUCUUCUCCUUCUGGAGAUGGGGCUCAAAGGAUUGCCCAUUAUUUUUCUAAAGGCCUUGAGGCACGCUUGACGGGAACUGGAGCUCAAAUUUAUGCUAAUCCGUCACCAAAGAGGCUAUUAUCAGCUGCCGAGCUCUUGGAAGCUAUCGCAUCUAUUGUUUUGGCUUGCCCAAUCAAGCAAAUCAACUUUUGCUUUGCAAAUCACUGCAUUUUGAAUUUAGCUGGGAGGGCCUCCACGGUUCAUGUUAUAGUUGUUGGUGUCUCCUACGGUUUCCAAUGGCCAAUGCUUAUCCAAGAUCUUUCGGUAAGAGCUGGUGGACCUCCUGGGCUACGCAUUACAGGGAUAGAGUUUCCCCAACCAGGUUUUUUGCCAAAAAUCGUGGCUGAAAAUACAGGGCGUCGUUUGGCUAAGUAUUGUGAGCAUUUUCAUGUUCCAUUUGAGUAUAAUGUUGUAGUACAAAGAUGGGAAACCAUCCAAAUUGAAGAACUCAAGAUUGACAAAAGUGAGUUAGUCGUUGUGAGUUGUAUGUUCGGAUUUGAGAAUCUACUCGAUGAGAUAGAUGUGGCAAAUUGUCCAAUGAAUUCAGUUUAUAACCUGAUAAGGAAGAUAAAUCCACACAUUUUCAUCCAUGGAAUAAUUAAUGCACAUUGCAAUCAGCCUAUCUUUACCACAAGGUUCCAAAGGGCACUUUCCUACUACUCAUCAAAGUUUGAUAUGUUGGAUACAAUCCUUGUUCGUGAAAGUCAGGAGAGAUUUCUAUUUGAGAAAUAUAUUUUUGGGCAGCAAAUUAUGAAUAUUGUAGCAUGUGAGGGUUCAAAUAGGGUUUUUAGGCCGCAGACAUAUAAAUAUUGGCAGAUCCAAAAUAUGGCUGCUGGAUUUAGGCAACUUCCAUUGGAUAGGGUACUCAUGAUGACAAUGAGGGCUAAGAUGAAAUCUGGCUACCACCAGAAUUUUUUUAUUGAUGAAGAUGGUCAUUGGAUGCUACAAGGAUGGAAACGUCGAAUUUUGACUGCCGUCUCCUGCUGGAUUCCUACAUUUGAGUGUUGA
Messenger RNA from Malania oleifera, 1983 nucleotides. Its product is annotated as scarecrow-like protein 14. Gene Ontology annotation, cellular component: nucleus. The transcript has a single exon. NCBI's taxonomy places the organism in Eukaryota, Viridiplantae, Streptophyta, Magnoliopsida, Santalales, Ximeniaceae. Bases 1 to 1983 code for a protein of 660 amino acids. Gene Ontology annotation, molecular function: sequence-specific DNA binding; DNA-binding transcription factor activity. The record is from RefSeq and is a predicted model, not a curated record. Gene Ontology annotation, biological process: regulation of DNA-templated transcription.